UCAAAAGUUGUUUGGAUGGCAGCGAGUCGAUUUGGCCGCGGAAACAGUUAAAUUUUCAAGUUUAAGUAAAUUCAAGCUUAAUUUUGAAUGUUUUAAACAGUGACAAAAUGUACGAGAUCGAGCGAGUUCUGAUGGACAACGAUCAACCCGUUGACGAGGAAUAUUUGGACGAGAAUGAGCAUUCUUCUGAAGAGCCGAAACAGCAAUCACCGCCCAAGAAGAAGACUCCCAUUAUCCGCAGACCCGGCGAGGUGGUUACGCCGAUUCCAAAUAAUCGCACUGGAACGGUGAGAGUUUCAUCCUCGAUCUACGCCCCCAGCUCAACCACUCCCCGAGUGACUCCGAGCGGCCGUGUCAAAAACACGUGGCAACGGGUGGCCCCGUACGGAAUCGACGUACAGGUGAAACCGGCCAUUCGCUCCGCCCCGGCCAAGCAGACCCCGCCAGCGAAGCGAGUUAAGCAGGUCACUGAAAACGACGACAACGAAGACGACAACAUUCCUGCUGACGAUGGCGACGAUCAGAAUGGGUUCAAUGCCGUUUACAGCCGAAUUAAAUCGGAACCGUCUCUACCGUUGUCGACAAGUAUGGUAACGCUCGAGACGUUGGACGCCAAGUUGGACGCGUUGGAUGAAAAACUAAGCAGGAUCGUGGCCAAACUGGGCGCGCACGACGGUGCGUUGAAGACGGUCAAGAACAACAUCAUAGACCUGCGCAGCGAGAUGACAACGAUUCGCAGCGGCACCACAAGCUACAAAACGGAAAUCCCCCACCACGCAGAACAGACUAAAGCGCGGCCACUGAAGCGUCAACCCCAAAUCACGCUCCCCAUCGCCGACGACAACUAUCUGUUCCGGCUGGAGGAGCUGGUCCAGGCGGACAACACAAUCCGCGAAGAGCUGUUCGAGCGCUUCCUGGAAGCGAACGGCAAGAGCGUGUUCGCGUACAUGCGCAAAAACGUGGGCUACCUGUUCAACAACACCUCCAAGUACACGUGGACCGGUAGGCCGUCCAACAGCCACAAGGACGCGGGACCAUCGGGCGUCGCGAGCCAGCUGACCGUGGUCGACGUGCUGAUCGACAGCGGGUGCGAAAAGUUUGCCGGUUGCAGCCGGGACGAAAUGGAGUGCGAGUUUCGACGCUCGCUGCAGCGCUUCAACGAUGCCAAGUUUUUUAAGCGCAGGAAGCGCGUGCUGGAGCAGUUGGCGGCAGCUGCGGCGAGAGAUGCGCAGGAGGACGAAGAGGAGGAGGAAGAGGAGGGGGAUGAUGGUGGGGAACAGUGAAA
Culex pipiens pallens (northern house mosquito) is the source of this 1285-nucleotide messenger RNA. RefSeq lists its product as uncharacterized. The transcript has 3 exons. The coding region runs from base 108 to 1283 and encodes 391 amino acids. NCBI's taxonomy places the organism in Eukaryota, Metazoa, Arthropoda, Insecta, Diptera, Culicidae. The record is from RefSeq and is a predicted model, not a curated record.